CAGCUGUUCAGAAUAUCUAAAAAAGCCCCAUAAGUUUAAACCAAACGCUUUAUAACGAAUUUGUGCAAAAAUCGAAAAAAAUGAACAAGGUUAUUGAAAUAAUGGACUCUGACGAAGAUAGUCAGACAGUUACGGCAGCAUCAACUACCAAUAAUAUGGAAAUUAAUGAGAGUCCCCUUGCCCAGUCAAGACGGCGUCCACGAAAGAGUGCCUUGCAAGCCAUGGAUGAUCCAGAAGUACAGUUUGCCGUUGAGCUAGUAGAAGACAAUGAUAAAAAUUCCAAUGCUCAAGAAGGUCAGCAGGAAACAAACAACGUUGACAGAGCCCAACAGUGGCCGGCUGCGGCGUCCACAUCAUCAAAAACCACGCCAAAAAUACUGACUACAAAACCUCCCACAAAUGCCGAAGUUGUUCAGGCCGCCUAUGACGAGUACCUUAACCGAUUGGAUACCAUGGAAUGUAUGGCAAAUAUUGCCCAUGAACGCGUACGCAUCAAUUAUCUAUUAUCCACAUUUGGAAUGCCCGAAAUCAAUUUUUCUCUAUACACUCCGGAAGAGACUUUAAAACUUCAGUUUAAAGAACGUUUGAAACAACUAAAAAUGAUGCAGAAUCUUAAUACACAGCGCGAAAAGAAUUUCUUGCCAAAUAAAAAUGAUGAUGUAGUUGAAUAAUUUCCACUUUGGCUUGUAAUAGUUGUUAAGAAAGAAAAUGAACUGAUUCUCUAGUACUUAGGUCACAUAUUGGGAAGAGCUUUUAAUUGAAUAUUAACUUUUUGUUUUUUUUUUGUUUUGUUUUAAGAAAAAUGAAUUGAAGUUUUUUAAAGAAAUACUCGUAAAAUUUAAGAGAAUAAAGUAAAAUUAAUUAUUCUUGUCAUACAA
Stomoxys calcitrans (stable fly) is the source of this 878-nucleotide messenger RNA. RefSeq lists its product as uncharacterized. The transcript has a single exon. Bases 81 to 671 code for a protein of 196 amino acids. The record is from RefSeq and is a predicted model, not a curated record. Lineage: Eukaryota; Metazoa; Arthropoda; Insecta; Diptera; Muscidae.